Molecule: messenger RNA, 638 nt
Organism: Suillus plorans
Lineage: Eukaryota; Fungi; Basidiomycota; Agaricomycetes; Boletales; Suillaceae
Exons: 4
Coding region: 53-622 (189 amino acids)
Source: RefSeq, a predicted model, not a curated record
ACAUUGAUUGCAUUCGUUUCCCAUCUCCCUUCUAGUUGUGAACCAGAUCAUCAUGGAGCGUCCUCAGUCUUCUAUGGAUAUCACGGUUGCGGGUUUGCGUGCAAUGCUUGAAGGCAGAUCUCACCUUCCCUCUCACAAACGGAUACAAGAACUCAUUACAAGUCUCCCUAAGAUAUCAGAAACCGAGCUUAAAGACCUGGGGCAUUCUGAGUCUGUUUGCCCCAUAUGCUUUAAUACGUUCUUGGCCGUCCUGGCUGAAGAGGAAAUGGCGCUCGUAAUGGACUCCCCUGCGCACCCGAUAGAGGAACUGGGAGUGACCAGGCUCCACGACACAUGCGGGCAUAUAUUCUGUCGAAGAGAUAUCAUGAAAUGGAUACAAGACGGUCGCGAGUCUUGCCCCACUUGUCGCAGGGCUUUUUUCGCGAACACGGCUAAUAGUGACCAGCGUGAGACGGAUCAGUCUUCUCUGCUAGAAGAUUUUACCGAGAGCUCAAUGGUUGCCGGAGAGUCUGACGGCGCAGGCUUACUGCCCAUUCUGGUCGUACCCUCGACGGCGAUAGGUAGACAUCCAUUUGUCCAGCAACGAGAAAGCCGAGACGAAUUUUCUGGGAUGUACUCAUAGCUUGAUAUUACAUACA